Molecule: messenger RNA, 258 nt
Organism: Clunio marinus
Lineage: Eukaryota; Metazoa; Arthropoda; Insecta; Diptera; Chironomidae
Source: the annotation of a GenBank genome assembly
AUGAAAACUCGACAAAUGUUCUACCUCAAUUCUCGUUUUGUGUACAGAAAAAGAAGAGAAAUUUCCGAAAAAAGGGGGAUCAUUUUGAAGUGGAAAAUUUAUCUCGUGUCUCAAUUCAUGAGAAGAAUGCGCACUAGAAAACCUCAUAAAUAUUUAAAUUUUGUAGCUGCUUUUAUGAUGGCAUUUGAUUUUGAUGAAAGAUUUACUACAUUUAUAUCCAGGAAGGAUGUGAAAUUUAUGCUUUAUGACAAACAUUAA